GCGCGCGCACUGCACGUAACAUGCGAGUGACGCAUAAUAUGUGGGCCGCUCAGGAGCCGUGGUCGCGCUGUGUGUGUGAGUGAGGGAGAGUGAGUGCGGGACCAGAGGCGGUGUGUGUGAACUGUGGCCGCUGGAGGGGUGCGGGGAGAAGCGGCGGAGCCGCCCGCGAAGGCCAAGCCAUGACUACGGUAGUGGUACAUGUGGACUCCAAAGCUGAGCUCACUACCCUGCUGGAGCAGUGGGAAAAGGACCAUGGCAGUGGGCAGGAUAUGGUACCUAUCCUUACCAGGAUGUCAGAAUUAAUUGAAAAAGAAACUGAAGAAUAUCGUAAAGGAGAUCCAGAUCCAUUUGAUGAUCGACAUCCUGGUCGAGCUGAUCCAGAGUGCAUGCUGGGCCACUUACUGAGAAUACUCUUCAAGAAUGAUGAUUUCAUGAAUGCACUGGUGAAUGCGUAUGUGAUGACAAGUAGAGAGCCCCCUUUAAAUACUGCAGCUUGCAGACUGCUACUGGACAUCAUGCCAGGUCUAGAAACUGCAGUUGUCUUUCAAGAAAAGGAAGGAAUUGUUGAAAAUCUUUUCAAAUGGGCCCGAGAGGCUGAUCAGCCACUGAGAACAUAUUCUACUGGAUUGUUAGGAGGUGCUAUGGAAAAUCAAGACAUUGCUGCCAACUACAGAGAUGAAAAUUCACAGCUGGUGGCAAUAGUGCUUCGAAGACUGAGAGAGCUACAGCUUCAGGAAGUGGCUUUGAGGCAGGAAAAUAAGCGUCCUAGUCCACGGAAGCUUUCAUCAGAACCUCUUUUGCCUCUGGAUGAGGAAGCUGUGGAUAUGGACUAUGGUGACAUGACAGUAGAUGUUGUGGAUGGAGAGCAAGAAACUUCUAGAGAUAUGGAGAUCUCCUUUCGUCUGGAUUCAGGUCACAAGACCAGUAGUAGAGUGAACUCAGCAACUAAGCCUGAGGAAGGAUUAAAGAAGAACAAGUCUGCAAAGCAUGGUGACAGAGAGAACUUUAGGAAGGCCAAGCAGAAGUUGGGUUUCUCAUCUUCUGACCCAGAUCGUGUGUUUGUUGAGCUGUCUAAUAGCAGCUGGUCGGAAAUGUCCCCCUGGGUGAUUGGCACCAAUUAUACCCUUUAUCCUAUGACUCCUGCUAUUGAGCAGCGACUUAUUCUCCAGUAUCUGACCCCUCUAGGAGAGUAUCAAGAGUUACUUCCCAUAUUCAUGCAACUUGGAUCACGAGAAUUGAUGAUGUUUUAUAUUGAUCUGAAACAGACUAAUGAUGUUCUGCUUACUUUUGAGGCACUCAAGCACCUAGCAUCUCUCCUGCUCCAUAACAAAUUUGCCACAGAAUUUGUUGCACAUGGUGGAGUACAGAAAUUACUGGAAAUUCCUCGUCCUUCUAUGGCUGCAACUGGUGUAUCCAUGUGCUUGUAUUACCUGUCCUACAACCAGGAUGCUAUGGAAAGAGUUUGCAUGCAUCCCCACAAUGUUCUAUCUGAUGUGGUGAACUAUACCCUAUGGUUAAUGGAAUGUUCUCAUGCUUCAGGAUGCUGCCAUGCUACAAUGUUUUUCUCAAUUUGCUUCUCAUUCCGGGCUGUCUUGGAGCUCUUUGACCGUUAUGAUGGUCUUCGUCGCCUGGUGAACUUGAUCAGUACUUUGGAGAUUUUAAAUUUGGAAGACCAGGGUGCACUUUUGAGUGAUGAUGAAAUAUUUGCUAGCCGCCAAACAGGCAAACAUACCUGCAUGGCUCUUCGAAAGUAUUUUGAGGCUCACCUGGCCAUUAAAUUGGAACAAGUCAAACAAUCACUACAGAGGACUGAGGGUGGCAUUCUUGUUCACCCUCAACCUCCAUACAAGGCAUGCUCAUACACUCAUGAGCAGAUUGUGGAGAUGAUGGAGUUUUUGAUAGAAUAUGGCCCAGCUCAGCUGUAUUGGGAACCUGCUGAAGUCUUCCUCAAGCUUUCCUGUGUGCAACUCUUACUGCAGCUUAUUUCCAUUGCCUGCAAUUGGAAGACCUAUUAUGCAAGGAAUGACACUGUGCGCUUUGCUUUGGAUGUCCUGGCUAUUCUCACUGUGGUGCCAAAAAUUCAGCUCCAAUUGGCAGAGUCAGUGGAUGUACUAGACGAGGCUGGCUCUACUGUGUCCACUGUAGGUAUUAGCAUUAUUUUGGGAGUGGCUGAGGGUGAGUUCUUUAUCCAUGAUGCUGAAAUUCAGAAGUCAGCACUUCAGAUUAUCAUCAAUUGUGUAUGUGGACCAGAUAACCGAAUAUCCAGUAUUGGUAAAUUUAUUUCUGGAACUCCUCGGAGAAAGCUGUCUCAGACCCCCAAGAGCAGUGAGCAUACCCUGGCCAAAAUGUGGAAUGUGGUCCAGUCCAACAAUGGCAUCAAGGUGCUUCUGUCCCUGUUGUCCAUCAAGAUGCCCAUCACAGAUGCAGACCAGAUCCGGGCCCUGGCCUGCAAGGCCCUGGUGGGCUUGUCUCGAAGUAGCACUGUUCGACAGAUCAUCAGCAAAUUGCCCCUUUUUAGUAGCUGCCAGAUUCAACAGCUGAUGAAGGAGCCAGUGCUACAGGACAAGCGUAGUGACCAUGUCAAGUUCUGCAAAUACGCCGCUGAGCUCAUUGAGCGAGUAUCAGGAAAACCUCUUCUCAUUGGCACUGAUGUAUCACUGGCACGACUACAGAAAGCAGAUGUUGUUGCCCAGUCAAGGAUCUCCUUCCCUGAGAAAGAGCUGCUUCUGUUGAUACGAAAUCAUCUCAUUUCUAAAGGGCUUGGAGAGACAGCAACUGUGCUGACGAGAGAGGCUGACUUGCCCAUGACUGCUGCCUCCCAUUCUUCUGCCUUCACCCCAGUAACUGCUGCUGCUUCUCCUGUCUCUCUUCCCCGGACCCCUAGAAUUGCCAAUGGCAUUGCAAAUCGGUUGGCUAGCCAUGCUGCUGUGGGUGCUUCUGCCCCUUCUGCGCCCCCUGUUCAUCCUCCACCUCGUCCCCCCCAGGGUUCAUUGGCUUUGCCUGGCCCAUCGUAUACAGGCAACUCCCCUUUGAUUGGUAGGAUCAGUUUUAUCAGAGAGAGGCCGUCACCGUGCAAUGGCAGAAAAAUUCGAGUUUUACGGCAGAAGUCGGACCAUGGUGCAUACAGCCAGAGCCCCGCCAUAAAAAAACAAUUGGAUAGACAUCUUCCUUCCCCACCUACACUGGACAGUAUCAUCACAGAGUAUCUUAGAGAGCAACAUGCUCGCUGCAAGAACCCCGUUGCCACCUGUCCACCUUUUUCUCUCUUUACUCCUCAUCAGUGUCCUGAGCCAAAACAGAGGCGGCAAGCGCCAAUAAACUUUACCUCAAGGCUAAACCGAAGGGCAUCAUUUCCAAAGUAUGGAGGGGUAGAUGGCGGAUGCUUUGAUAGGCACCUUAUCUUCAGCAGAUUUCGUCCUAUUUCAGUGUUCCGGGAAGCUAAUGAAGAUGAGAGUGGCUUUACCUGCUGUGCAUUUUCAGCCCGGGAGCGGUUCCUGAUGCUUGGAACCUGCACAGGGCAGCUGAAGCUCUACAACGUAUUUAGUGGACAGGAAGAGGCUAGCUAUAACUGUCACAACUCAGCCAUCACACAUCUUGAACCUUCCAGGGAUGGGUCCUUACUUCUGACAUCUGCCACUUGGAGCCAGCCUUUGUCUGCACUUUGGGGGAUGAAGUCAGUAUUUGAUAUGAAGCAUUCCUUCACAGAAGAUCAUUAUGUUGAGUUCAGUAAGCACUCUCAGGAUCGGGUCAUAGGCACAAAAGGAGACAUCGCCCAUAUUUAUGAUAUUCAGACUGGCAACAAGCUGUUGACUCUGUUUAACCCAGAUCUUGCCAACAACUACAAGAGGAACUGUGCCACCUUUAAUCCUACAGAUGAUCUUGUCUUAAAUGAUGGCGUCCUCUGGGAUGUCCGCUCUGCACAGGCCAUCCACAAGUUUGACAAGUUCAACAUGAAUAUCAGUGGCGUUUUCCAUCCAAAUGGGCUGGAGGUCAUCAUCAAUACAGAGAUUUGGGACCUUCGAACUUUCCAUCUUUUACACACCGUUCCUGCUCUGGAUCAGUGUCGUGUGGUGUUUAACCACACUGGGACAGUGAUGUAUGGAGCAAUGUUGCAGGCAGAUGAUGAAGAUGACUUGUUGGAAGAGAGGAUGAAAAGUCCUUUUGGGUCUUCCUUCCGAACAUUUAAUGCAACUGAUUAUAAACCUAUAGCAACUAUUGAUGUGAAACGGAACAUCUUUGACCUGUGUACAGACACCAAAGAUUGCUAUCUUGCUGUCAUUGAGAAUCAAGGCAGCAUGGAUGCCCUGAACAUGGACACGGUGUGCAGGCUUUAUGAGGUGGGCAGGCAGCGUCUGGCGGAAGACGAGGAUGAAGAGGAGGACCAGGAAGAGGAAGAACAGGAGGAAGAGGAUGAUGAUGAAGAUGAUGAUGACACUGAUGAUUUAGAUGAACUUGACACUGACCAGUUGCUGGAGGCAGAACUGGAGGAGGAUGACAACAAUGAGAACGCAGGAGAGGAUGGAGACAAUGACUUCUCUCCCUCUGAUGAGGAGUUAGCAAAUCUUCUAGAAGAGGGAGAGGAGGGGGAAGAUGAAGACUCUGAUGCAGAUGAGGAAGUAGAACUGAUCCUGGGUGACAGGCUGUGUACUUAAUCCAUGAUGGGGGCAGUGAAUGAAAGCAGAGAGCCGCUACCAGUGACCGUGUCCCAACAAUCCAGAUGGCACUUCAGCUUCUGCUCAUGCUUUACAACAGUAAAUGACACAUAGAUGUGCUAAUGUGCAUUUAAUCACCAGAGGAGUGAAGAUCUCUGGGCUUUUUUAUUCUGUAAUGUUUCUAAACCUCUACCCAUUAAAUGCAAAGAAAAAUGGAAGGAGUCUUGACAGCAGCAGGGACACCCAUAUGGUGAUAAGAUGGGUUUAAGUGUUAUUCGCGGCAAGGAGCCUAAUCCGUGCUCCAACUUUUUUUAGGUCUUGGACUUCACUGUUUUGAUACAACUGUGCACAUCCCCAGUGGUGGGGACUACUUGCCUUCCAGACACCUUAGCGUAGUCCUAGCUUACCUGUAUUGGGAUGAUGCAUUUUGGUAUGAAACGCCCUUUAAGUGUUACAUUGGGUCUUAUUCUGGCAGGGACAGUUGACGCUUCAGUGUUUCUCUGAAAGGGGGGAUCCUGGGCAGCAGUGGCUACAUGGUUAAUGUACAUUGCUCUCAGGUAUUGCAAGGUGACACCAGGUACUGGUUCAGCCAAGGAUGCUUGGUUUUGUGUGGGGCACAAUGGUCGUCAUCUCAGACCCCGAGUUUGUCCUAGUCACCUAACAUGGUUUACUGUGUGGCCCAGAUUGACCUCAAAUUCCCUAAUCCUUCUGCCUUCAUCAUCUGAGUACUGGGAUUACAGGCAUGUGCCACCACACCCAGCUUCAGGUUUUCCAUUCUUAAUUUGAAUAUAAAUCCUCUCAAUUUGUAUUUGUUAACAGUACACCCUCCUUUUGCCAUUCUGAAAAUUUCUUCUCUCAAAACAAAGGUAAUCUGGAAAACUUUAAUUUUAUAAAUUAUAAGAAUAUUGUCACUAUAACUUGGUUGUAAAUAUUGACAUAUACAUGACAACAUGUGGAUAUUUCUGCUUGGACUCUGAGAUGGAGACACAGAGGUGGCACCUGUAGGUUGUCCUUUAUUGAUUGCUCUUUCUGUGUUUUAUGGGCUGUCCAUUGUGGAUAUUGCUAUCCCUUGUGGCUGUACUAGACUCCUUAUUUAUAAGAAUUGUUAUAAGAUUCAUUCUGAUUGUCUAGAGUAACUGUGCCUGAGCUUAUGGAGCCUUUUUAGGGUAUGGUGAAAGCCAUAGAAACCCACACCCUAUAGGCUGUCAUAUGACUUUGCAAAGGCCCUGGGUCCUGCAGGGCACAGCUCCAGACACAGAACCCUAGUGCUUGAGAGGAAGGCAUGUCGUCAGGGUCUUUGUGUUUCUGCUUCUGGGGACCCCUUGCUCCCAAGCCUGGAUAUUGUAAAGCAACAACAGGUCAAAACACCAGAAAGAUAUUUAUAGUUCAUCUGUCUUUGCUGCAUAGACCUUUCAGGAUGGGAGAUCCUGACCAGAUGCUGGGGAUUGGGUCACUGCAACACUUGGGGCUGAGAAAAGGCUAGGGGGAUUGAUAGAAGGGGUCCUGUCAUCUGACCACUGGGUACUGUGAUCCUCACUGAGCAGUCCUUAGAUGUGAUGCAGAGUUAAGUCUUGGCUGGCUCCUUUUUGCAGUAGGCUAGGGGGAUUGAACUGCCUUACUUCCUGGGGAGGUUCUCAGGCAGUUGGGCCUGGCCUUGUUGGCUUGCCUAUGAUACAAACACUGAAGGAUUCUGUAGAGGUUUGCAGAAGUGUUUGGCACUGACAGGUGCUGUGUGUGGCUCUGGGGAGCACUUCCUUACUGUCUUCUGGAGUUUUUACCUCAGAGAAGCUGCUUGGGUACGGUCUGUUCAUGUUCAAGUGUCAGCUUUUUAUUCUGUGACCACUCCAUUGUGUUUCCCAAUCCUUGCAAUGUUGGGCCACGUUUGGAUUCUGGGAACACCGAUUUCCCUACCGUCAAACCAUCUCUUUUUUACUUGAAGGGCAUUCUUGUGUUAGUACUGUCUUUUUGUUUUACUGUCCCCCCUCCCCCCAGGGUCCUUGAAGAGAAUGAGGAUUUGGGAACAUGAGUUUUUCCUUCCUUGCCUUGCCCUAGAAUUCUUUCAGGUACCUUGGAGAGGCUGCUGAAACUGUGUAUGUGUGGGCAUCCCUUUCCACAUGGACACGCCAGAGUCUAGGUGUUUCAGGAUUCAGGCUCUGUGGUCCACACUCCUGGGAAUCUUAGGAAAAUAUUCUCCACACCUUGUUAUUAUUUUAAAAAAUUUUAAGAGCACUUGAUCUUGCAGGACCUGGGUUUGAUUCCCAGCACCUACAUGACAGCUCAUAACCAUCUGUAACUCCAGUUCCAGGGGACCUGAUGCCUGUUACCUCCUUGGGCACCCAACAUUUGUGUUGCACAGAUAUACAUGCAAGCAAAACACCCAUAUGUACAUUUUUAAAAAAGUUCAAAUUACAUUUAAGGAGAGAACAUGUUUUCUACAGUGUGCGGAGGUCAGAGGACAGUUUGUGGAGUUGGUUCUCUCCACCAUGUAGGCUUCAGGGACAGAUGGCAAUUGGAUAGGAUUGGUGGCAGGGACCUUUGCCUGCUGAGACACUUUAUUGGCCCCUUUCCAUA
Cricetulus griseus (Chinese hamster) is the source of this 7223-nucleotide messenger RNA. The record is from RefSeq and is a predicted model, not a curated record. Lineage: Eukaryota; Metazoa; Chordata; Mammalia; Rodentia; Cricetidae.